Branchiostoma belcheri (Belcher's lancelet) is the source of this 3348-nucleotide messenger RNA. RefSeq lists its product as uncharacterized. Bases 203 to 2335 code for a protein of 710 amino acids. NCBI's taxonomy places the organism in Eukaryota, Metazoa, Chordata, Leptocardii, Amphioxiformes, Branchiostomatidae. Gene Ontology annotation, molecular function: protein binding. The transcript has 8 exons. The record is from RefSeq and is a predicted model, not a curated record.
GUCAGGUGUUCCGUUGUGUGCGUUAAGCUGCUAGGGUAGUUACUUAAAGGUAAAAAAAUCACUGAUAUGAAGAAUUGAGUGGGUUCAAGUCGAACCGCAAUGGCACUGGUUAUAUUGUCACAAAUUUUAUGAGAGGAGAAUUGCACAUAUAAAGUAUGUCGUCAAACAUGUGGUUGAGUUCCCCUUUUCCUCACGCGAUCAAAUGACCUUUGUUGUAUUAACGAAACUGUAUACUUGUUCCAAGAUGGCGGGGCGUGCUACACUAGAGACUGUCGAGUGGAUCGACUACAGAGACUUUAGCCCUGAAGAGUUUCUUGAAGAGGCCAAUGACUUUCCUCAGAUGGUACAAAUCAGCGAGGGUUUCUAUGGCGACGGAGAGAUGUGGAGUUUCUCCUCGGGACAGAUCUUUAAAAUCCACGGAGUGAAGACACAGGAGAAAGUGGUGACCACGGUAGAGGGAGGGCAGGACACACCCGGAAGUAAAGUUGACAAACUUCAUAUCCCCCUCAACUAUGGGGGGCAUUUUGAACUCCUACCGUCGGAACCAUGUUCAGAAGGCGUAGACGUCGUCUACAACAGUGUUAAGGAGGUGGCUAAGAACUUUCCACGGUACGUCUGUGUUGAUUCCGACAUGUCCGUCACAAGCGACUUGGGAGGGGUUCGCCUGCACCGCGGAGACCAGUUAGAACUGUUACAAAACGCCAAGCGACCCACCAAGAACGGACUGAAGCCCUUUCUGAAGUGCCUUGUGAACAGUGAAAAGGAGUGCUUUCUGCCUCACGGGUGCCGGGGAAGAUUUUUGGUGAUUCCCGACGAGAAUUCUUACACCAUAUCGGAGAUAGUGAAAAGAUUCCCCCUCCCCCGGCGUGUGCAGUUCUACGGUGGUUACAUCAACUACUGCUCCCCAGAAGUGAUGCAGUCACUGGGGUACUCGUUCGAUGGUGUCCUGCGAUUGGAGGGGACCACGUUGGAAAAGUACCUUGUCGCCACCACCCAGGGUCUGAGCAAAAAGUCCGAAAACAAGAAAGACCUCCUGGUUAUGCCUGUCAAGGCGAAGAUCAAGUUUCUAGUCGCUAAGGGUCUGUUUGAGCGAAGCUCCGAGUACGAGACCGUAUUGACAGCCUUCAGUCGUGACUUUGACGUAGACAGGAUGUCAGAACAUCCCUACAUGACGUUUGAGUUCGCACCCCUGACGUACCCUGACGAGGAGGAGCCUCCGCCGCCCCUGAGUCGGGGCCUGAGCGAAGAGCCGCCCGCGCCUGGAGCGGAGGAAACCCCGCCGAAUGUCGACCGCUCCAGUAAGCCAGAGAGCCUGGUGAGAGAGUUAUCUACUCCAAGAGCAUCAACAUCUUCACAAGCUGAAACAGAGAACUACGAUUAUGACAGCGACGGGGAAGACUACGAGACCAUAUCUGACGACGACUAUGAUUGCGUGCCAGAUAGCAUCGGACCCGCUGGAAAAGGUGGAACCAGGCCUGUCGUCCCACCAGAAGAGGGAGAGUACGAACUUAUCGACGAAGACAGGGACGUGUCGCCUGAUGGCGCUGCUGCUGCUGCCUCAAGACAGAAGACAGCCCAGGCCAAGGCCCAGCCCCAGCAGAACCCUUUUGCUGCCGAACUCAAAGGCCUGCUCGCCAAACGUGCACAACCCACCAAGACAACUCCUAGCAGCCAAGAUCCAAAUUUCAGCAAAGGAACUCCUUCUGAGCCAUCCACGACACAAGCAGUGCGUCCUACGUUCGGAGCUCGAGGUCAAUUGAAAUCUCCAACAUCAAAGCCGGCCACAGGCCUAACCAGCGCAGAAAAGGUAGGUCCCCUAACCUCCUCCCCCAAGCCCCGUCCUGCCAAACCUCCUGUUGCGCCGAGGCGAAAAAUAUCGUCUUCCUCAGAUGAACCAGGACAACCGACCAGUCCCGGCCAGCCGCACAAGGCUGACCCCGUCCCAACGUUGCCAACUAAAGUGACGGGUCUAGUAUCACCACUGAGGGCUGUGAAACCCGUGGUAACUGAAGACGAAGAUAAGAAUAAAGGGAGCGAACACAUAAGUGUGAUCCACAGUUCACAGAGGGAAACAGCAAGUCGGAAAAGAGAGAUGUUCUCCAGCCUAAGUGAUGUGCCUACAGAACUCUCCCAACUGUCUAUCAAACAAGUCAGUCACUGUCUCCAACUGCUCAACAUGGCCGAGUAUGUGCCAAGGUUUGAGAGGGACCAGGUUGACGGGAACUUGAUGUGUGACCUUGACCAAGAGAUGCUGACUGAGAUGGGCGUGUCACGUGUUCACAGCAUGAAGCUCAAGAAGUUCAUCAACGGAUGGCGGCCAAAUGCAGACAACUGAGUCUUGGUGACACUUGGAUGUGUUAGAGAUAGCAUGACUUAGCUGACCCAGUGUAAUGAGUCGUUUCAUUUUCAUUCAUACAAAUACAAAAUGACAAAGCUUUUUGCUGAAUAAAUAUAGUGUAUCUUGAUAAUGUAUCUUUAUAAGAAUGAUUUUACGUCACAUAAACGGACGCAGAACCAGACAUCGUUCAUGAUUGAUAAAUUUUCUUCGUCAGUUUAACCUUUUGUUUGCCAAUUACUUGGAAAACCUGAAAAAGGAUUCUGCUGGGACACUGCUAGCCAUACUCUAUGGAUCUCCAACAAAGAAUGGUCCACUUUCAUAAUACCAAUCCAGGGCAACGUAGUUACAAUGGAGUUUCUAUACACCCCAUAAAAGUAGCCAUGGGCUUGAUGCCGAUUAUUGGACUUCUUGUCCUGUUGCUGCCUAGAUUGUCAGUCCCAGUUGAUUAGUUAGUUAAUUUUUUGUUUAACAGAAACGUAACAGCUUUAUCUAUAUAUAUACAUCUUGUACUUUUAUUCGGGAAAUAGAGUUGUUAAAACAUUCUCAUUUAUUGCGUACAUUAUAGUUAAUUGACAUGGAUUAAAUAUUGACAAGUUGGAAAAUCAUGUCAUCCCCAUUUUCACACAGCGGGAACACAUACUCAUCAGAUAGGCCAACAGUACCAGUCAACUAUCUGAUUUAUAACUGAAUUCAUAUGCAUGGGUCGUGUCAUUCGAUCCAGAUUACGGCGUUGUCUUAAUAACCAGUUUGCCUGGUUAUUGCAUGUACUCUUAAUGGUACUUUCACUAUUUUCGACUGCAAAAGUCCUACAAACUUAAAAAUUUCAAAUAGAAGCGUAAAUUGCCAUGAAUUGAGAGUGAAUUUCAGUCUUCUAAAAAGCAUUGCAUUAUAAUUACAAUAUAUGGUUCAAGCAACAACUUCUCUGAUUUUCGCAUCCUGUAUUAUAUAGAUCUAUAUCUUAAAGUAGCAUAAUGUCACGCCUCAGGCAAGGCAAUAAAGUACAAUAUGUG